AAAAGAAAUUAGCAGAAUGGAGAGAGAAUGCCCGUCAAGAGAUACCGAUACAUAAGCCCUAAACUGACGCGAGAGAUUGAGAGAGAGAGACUGGAAUCGCCGAACAGCCAAAAAGUUGUCUGCAGGGAUCUGGAAGGAGAGCAUUCGGCCCUGUUGAAGGAAUGCGCAGCCUCAAGAACUCAACUAGUAGAACGAGACAAAACUGUAUACUUGAAAGCUCACCAACGAAAUUCAAAGCCCGAGGAAUGCGUCAUCAAGAUAAGUAGAAAGUAAGAUCGGGGAAAGAGGCUGACAGGUUAUGUCAUCGUCUGCGUCCUCUUCGGACGUGAGAGUAUAUUGUUCUGCUGCCUGUGAAUCGGAGGAAAACGAGCAUCGAAACUACAAUUCUUACACUACAGAAAUUAACUCAUUAAAGCACGAGAUACAAGAUAAAGAGAAACAUAUAAUUAGAUUAACGAAGAAGGCCAAGGAUUAUGAAGAAGAUGUUUUUGAAUCUGAACAAAGUUUCAUAGAGGAGCAAAAUUCUUUUAAAGACCAAUUGAAAAACCAAAAAGGAAGAAUGUGUACACUACAAAAAGAAAUAGUCGACGCAGAAGAGAAGAACAAAAACCUUCAGAAACAGAUGGACAGUUAUGAACAAAUGACAAAAGACAUGCAAACAGAGAUGACGAAGCUAAAAAAUAUUCAUGCCGAUAUGCUGAAAACCAUUAGUCUUUUGGAAGAAACAAACAAUGCAUACUCAAGGAAAAUAGGCGAAUUAGAAGAAAGAACAAAAGAAGACAGGUGUCGAUUGUCGGAGAACACUGAAGGAAAUGCCAACGAUCAACAGAAUAUAUUAGACGAUAGGGAUAAACAGCUGAGGACUGAGGAAAAUGUAUCUUUGUAUGAUGAACUUUUUAAACAAUCCAGGAACAGUGCGAAUACUUCCAAGAAACUGCUCAUUGUGGGCGAUCAAUUGGCCAGAAACUGCGCUAGAGUCUUACAUAAUUCAAUGAAGAGCAUAGGCUAUAUAGUUGAAGGAAUUGUUAAGCCCAACACAGAGGCUGCAAAUAUCUCAAGUAAUAUUUUCACUCAAACUAUGGAUCAUGGACAAAGUGACUAUAAGUGCAUCAGGAAAAGCUUCACGUUUCCCACGCUAAGGAUGGCCAAGUGCAAUAAUCUCAGAAACGGUUAG
Acanthoscelides obtectus is the source of this 1174-nucleotide messenger RNA. The record is from the annotation of a GenBank genome assembly. NCBI's taxonomy places the organism in Eukaryota, Metazoa, Arthropoda, Insecta, Coleoptera, Chrysomelidae.